This is a messenger RNA of Thyridium curvatum, 1848 nucleotides long. RefSeq lists its product as uncharacterized. Bases 1 to 1848 code for a protein of 615 amino acids. The transcript has a single exon. Lineage: Eukaryota; Fungi; Ascomycota; Sordariomycetes; Thyridiales; Thyridiaceae. The record is from RefSeq and is a predicted model, not a curated record.
AUGCCGCCUGCCCAACUCAACAUGGAGUCCGCGAGAGGAGGCGCGGCUUGGGAUGAUGUGGUCUCAUGGGAUCCAGCCUGUUGGGACCCUUUCGACCCAGGCUCACUGACUAUCAGGGGGGCCGGACUGGUAGAGUACAGCAAAGCGGAUUGCUUGGGAGCCAUACAUGGCGAGAAAGCACCAUCACCCUCUCAAAGCAAACAUCUACCGGAGGUUGGCCGGAUCGCAGUACUGCGCGGCAUCCGUCACCACCCGGGUUUUGCAGAGGAUCUCCGAGGCGUGGGACAAUGCCCAGAGUACGCUCGCGCUCUCAACGCUCGCGCCAUCAUGUCCAAUGAGAUUCCCCUCAUUCAAGAUCCUGCCCAUGUCCCCUAUUGCAUCUGGUACCCCGAGACCGCCUCGGAGGAAACCUACCGCUCUGUGGCGAUGAUGUACCCCCAAAUGCGAUACCAGGUCGGCCGGGCGUGCGCGGUAGCUGGCUACAUUGAGCUUUAUCAAGAAUUGGACCUGUUGCCAGACCUGGGUGUCGCUGAGGAGGCUCGCGAUGCCAUGCGAGUAAGGAACUGCAAAGGCAGCGAAGAGAUCUACAACUCGAUCGUCAGUGAGCCGGUGAGAUGGCAGGUCAUGAACGAUUACACUCGUUCUGUGGCGCUGGAUAAUCCAACCCGUUCCGAAUAUGGACUUAAUGGUGACACUGCCAUUCGGUCGAUGCUGGAGCUACGGCGCAAGUUCGAUGGGCCGAGUUACCAUCAUGGAGACUGGGAGGUCGGCCUAUUCCAUCCAUCAGAGUCCAGUGUCGAUGAGCUCGCGCCCCGUUAUUUCAAUAUCACGGAGGAUUGGCAUAUUGAUGAAUUUUCAUCGGUGGAAGAAGUCGCCGUCGAGUCUGGGUCUCGUCAAACCAUGCCAGAUAACAGCCAAAUGCUGGAGCUAUUGUGGCAGCCGCUCCCAUUCGACUUACCUCCAGGCGACAAAGACGUUCUCAUCUUACUGGCAGCAUAUCACGGCGAUGUCGACAGAUACAAUCGGCUUAGGCGCCCGGUGCCGGUCGGACUCAUGGAGGAGCGCUGCGUCAUCCGUGGUAUCUAUCACAACCCCCUUUUCGCAAAAUGGUGGUCUUUGCAACCGGUGCAUCUGAGUCGCCGCUACGAGUCCGCUAUUACCGCUCGCUUCAUCAUGACCAAUGACUUGUCGCGAGUUACUGAACAGACAGACGACCACGAUCUCCCCUUCCAGAUCUGGUGGCCUCAGAGGGCCAAGCCAGAAACGUAUCUGGAGCUUGCGCGCCGCAAGCCGUCGAUGAAGCCUGCUGUGGCACGAGCCCUUCUUGUAGCCGACUACCAAUCCGCUUGGGACUCUCUUGACUUUAAACCGUACCACGGUCUCCUCGUCGAGGCCCGGGCAAGCCCUAACCCUUACUACGAACAGGAUCUAGAACAGCGAUGUCACAAGAUGGGCCUGUCGAUCGACAAGCUGGAAGGCGCCGGGCCUGCAAGUCUGGAGGAUGUCUCGGUGCAUGACUUUGCUGAUGAUACAACGACGCUAUUCCACGGUUCUCUGUCAGUGGCCGACUUUGAAGCAUUUGACACCCGUCCCGGCAUAUACGACGGCUAUAGGGUCGACGUGAGCGAGGCAGAGUUGUACGCGGUUGUUCCCGACGAGCUCCGCCCCACUGAUAAGUUCGGGCAUGUCGAUCUCGGUAGACUUUAUUUUGAGCAGAGCAACGAGCCGCCUAAUGAGAAAGCGUACUCUGAAGCCUACAGCCCGGGAGGCGGGUCCUACCGAGGGAGAGGAAGAGGACGGAGUAGCGGUGUUCCAUGGGGCAGAUACCCGCCACGUCAUGCGCAUUAA